GGUGCAGGUGCAACCUACAUUGAGUCUGCGCAGAAAAUCAUAAUUCGAAGAAAAAGCUUCGCCGUCUGUAAAUUAGACUAGUAUUGGAAGAAGACUUUAAUGAGUGAAGAUAAUUUAGCAAUGGAACGCCAUGUUAAAUUCUUGCUGUUGUGUCUUACAACUGUAGUCUUGACGUUUUGGAUUCUGCCGACUGCAUUUGCUAUUUGCAACAACAACGAUGAUUGUUUGAAUGGAGGCACCUGUAAUAAUUCGACAUGCAAUUGCAGCCAUUAUUAUCAAGGAACAACUUGCGAAACGUUUAAUUGCACUGGAAAUAAUACCGCGUGCAACCAUGGAGUCUGCUUAGCUUCCGGUAACUGUGAUUGCUCCUCAGGGUACGCAGGGAAUCCAUGCCUACCAUCAGAGAGUUCAGGAUUCAUCGUUUACGUGAACACGUUGCUUCUUUUCCUGUUGAUGGUUCUGGCAGGCGUACUUUCCUAACACCCUGGAACAUCACCAGCCCUGAUUCAGAACUUCACUGAUAUGACGGGAUGUAAUUAACACUGAAAUUCUGGGAGAGAUUUUUUAAAAGUUGUAUUGUUUAUAAACUACUUGUUUGUAAUUUGUUGUUUUUAAGACCCUUAAUCAGGUUCAAAAUAAAGAUGUCUUCUCUGCAUUUUGUUGCAAGAAGUGCA
Molecule: messenger RNA, 674 nt
Organism: Saccostrea echinata
Lineage: Eukaryota; Metazoa; Mollusca; Bivalvia; Ostreida; Ostreidae
Product: fibropellin-1-like
Exons: 5
Coding region: 100-480 (126 amino acids)
Source: RefSeq, a predicted model, not a curated record